AUGUCCAGUAGCGAGGGUUUUAUUGUUGCACCAACAGAAUUGAUAGUGCAUAAUUUAUGUAAAAAGUCAGAUAAUACCAUUGAAGGUUUAUUGGACGAAUCUGGUGAUUAUGGUUGUUCCACAGAUUUUAUCAACAAACCUUGUGUAGAGUUGAAAUUUGAUAGAGUUUAUCAAUUUACCACUCUCGAAUGUACCUCCAACAAGAAGUAUUACGAUGAUCAACAGAGAUUAAAGGGUGUUGAUAUUUAUUGUCGUUCCAAUGAAAGUGAUCCGUGGAAGGAAAUUUAUUCAUUCAGAGAAGGACACGGCAUUCAAAAAGUGCAAUUGGGAUGUGCAGCUCGUUAUUUCAAAUUUGAUAAAUUUGGAACUCAUCAUGUGGCUUUUGGUAGAUUGUGGUUGAGAGCUAGUGAUGCUCCUGCUGUGAAUAUAAAGACAAAGACUGGUGAGAUUGUUCAAGUUUCCAAUGUACAAGAAGUUACUGUUGCUGAGAAUUUAGAUGAACCACCAUAUACAGAAGGUGAAAUCAGUGUAAUUGCUCCAUCAAAAUUGGUAUUAUCCACUAAGGAUAGUUGGGGAAAUAACACCAUUGAAGGAUUAUUAGACGAAACUGGAAAGCAUGGUGCUUGUACUUCAAAUGGAUUGAAGCAGAAUAUUGUUCUCACUUUUGAUAGAGUUUACCUUUUCACAUUACUCGAAUUCAAGACAAAUAGAUUGGGAGAAAUUAAUCAAUAUGGUUUAUUACAAGAUACUUUAAUCGAAUAUAAACAAUUCGAAAGUCAAGAAUGGAUUCCAUUGAGAGAAAUCAGUAAAUCUGAUAUUAAGCUCAAUCCAGAAAGUACAUUUAUCCAUUUUGAUACACCAGUCAAAGCAAGAACUUUCAGAUUUACAAAAUUGGGAAAUGGUUUCGUCCAAUUAUUCUUUGGAAUGUUGAAAUUAUUUGCUUAUCAUCCAUAUACUGAAAUCAAGACACUUUCAGGAGUUGUUUCUAGAUAUGUUUCACCAUCUUCUGUUGUAUCUGAACCUGUUGUCACUCAACCAGCUACAACCACUCCUGUAGUUUCUCAACAACAAACUGUAACUCCAGUAGUUACACAGACACCUCCUGUUGCUGUUUCUCAAGAUGAACCAAAAUAUACAUCUGGUGAAGUUAGUGUCAUUGCUCCAGUUGAAUUGAAAAUGUCUGGCAAAGAUAGUUGGGGAGAUAACACCAUUGAAGGAUUAUUGGAUGAUUCUGGUAAAUUUGGUGCUUGUACAACAAAUGGUAGCUCUGAAAUUAGAUUGAUUUUCGAUCAAGUUUACUUGUUCACAUUCUUGGAGUUUAAAGCUUGCAAAUUGGGUGAAGGAAAUCAAACCUACUAUCUUCAAGAUUCAACAAUUGAAUACAAGGUUAAGGAAAGUGAUGAAUGGACCAAGUUAAAGACUCUUGAAAAGUCAGAUAUCAAGUUCAAUCCAGAGCUCAAUACCAUCAAUUUUACAACACCUAUCAAGGCUAAAUAUUGGAGAUUUUUCAAGCAAUGGACCCACUUGUUCUACGGUAUGUUGAGAAUGUAUGGUUAUGCUCCAUAUAUUGCUCACAAGACCAAGUCAGGUACAGUUCAACCUUAUGUUCCUGGAUCUUCACAACCUGUUGUUACAUCUACUCCAGUUGUUCAACAAACAACAACCACUCCAGUAGUUUCUCAACCGGUAACAUCUACUCCAGUAGUAACACAAACACCUGUUGUUUCCACUCCUCAACCACAAGUUGUUCAACAACCAGUAGUAGCUCAACAAGUUGUUGUACCAACAGUUUCUGAUGAACCUAAAUUUACUUCAGGUGAUAUCAACUGUAUCCCUCCUCUUGAAAUGAAGCAAUCUUCAAAGGACAGUUGGGGUGAUAAUACUUUAGAAGGAUUAUUUGAUGAUUCUGGUAAAUUGGGUGUUUGUACAGGUAAUAAUUCUAACCAAUUUAUUGAAAUCAAAUAUGGUGCCGUCUAUUUAUUCACUUAUAUGGAAUUUAAGACAAGUAAAUUGGGAGAAUCUAUGCAAUUAAGUAGUUUAGAUAAUGUUAAAAUUGAAUACAAAGUUAAGGAAUCAGAUUCAUGGACACUUGCUGUUCAAUUAAAGAGAAGUGAAAUCAAAACCAAUCCUCAAGUCAAUACUAUUCAAUUCAAUACACCAAUCAAAGCAAGAUAUUGGAGAUUCUUCAAGGAAGAUCGUGAUUAUCUCUUCUUUGGUAUGAUUAGAUUAUUUGGUUAUUGUGAUUAUGUACCAAUUCAAACUAAGAGUGGUAUUAUUUUAUCAGUGAAGGAAGCUCUUGCUCAAUGGGAACCAAAAUAUACUGGUCCAGAAAUUAAUCUUAUUCCAAUCAAGAAACUUAAUUCCAAGGGAGAAUCCAGACGUGAAAAUACAUUGGAAGGUUUAUUAGAUGAUACUGGUGAUUUUGGCUAUGUCACUACUUCUAAUCAUAAGGAAAUUGAAUUUGAAUAUGAGCAUGUUUACUUAUUUACCCACUUUGAGUACAUGACUUUGACAACUGUCAGCAACCCAGUUUAUUAUCUCAAAGAUACUAAAAUUGAGUACAAGUUGAAGGAUUCUGAAACUUGGACCUUGUUGACUACUAUUGAAGAAAAUCAAAUUCAAAUUACUCCUCUCGUAAAUACUAUCACUUUACCACAACCAAUCAAGGCCAAGUAUUUGAGAUUGGUUGCUUAUAGCAGUUGUAUUGAAAUUGGUAUGUUUAGAGCUUUUGGUUAUUCUCCAUUUGUUCCAAUUGAAACAAAGAGUGGUCCAAUUCUCCCACCAGAAUUAAUUGAAGAACAAUUGAAGGAUCCAUUCCCAGGUUGUGAUCAAAUUAACUUGAUCAAACCUCAUGCUAUGUAUCACAGUACUAAUAGACGUACCAAGACUGAUCCAAAAGUUAUUGAUGAUUUAUUAAGAUCAGAUGGAAAACCAGGUUUUGCCACAAAUGAUGGUACUUCAUCAUUUAUUGAAGUUGCAUUUGAACGUGUUUACAAUUUCAGAGUUUUGGCAUUUAGAGAACAUCCUAAUGGUAAACAAUUUGAAAAAGUAGAUGGUUGGGGUAGAACUCAAACCUCUUCAAUUGUUGGUGUUUCACUUGAAUACAAGAUGAGAAGUAGAGAUCCAUGGGUUACUUUGCAGCAUAUUACAGAAAUCAAGACAAGUGUCCAAGGUGUUUUAAUGGUAGAUUUUGGAGAAUGUGGACAUAGAGCUAGAUAUUUCCGUUUUGUACAAACUCCACACUCUGGAUUGACUGGUACUUUAGCAGUUGGUAUGCUCAAAUUUUAUGCUAUGGCUCCAGUUCAAAACUUUAAGAUUGGUAAUGCUGACUACAGUGGUGAAGUCAAGAUUGAAACAAUUAGAAAUGACCACUCAGAUAUUCCAAAACUUGCUCCAGCAAAUCUUGUUGAUCCAAUCUAUACUGAAAGUACAUGUCCAGAUGUUAACGUAGUUGCUCCAAUCAAACUCUAUUCAUCAAAGAAUAAUAAUAGAGCCAAUAACACUAUUGAAGGUAUUAUUGAUGAUUCAGGAGUGGCUGGAUGUGCUAUAGGUCAAUCUGUUCAUAACUAUAUGGUUCUUGAAUUUGAAGCUGUUCAUCUUUUCAAAUAUUUGGAAUUCAAGAAGCAAAAGACUAUCAAGUUUGAUGAUGAGCUUCGUCACCGUUUGAAUUUGUACUAUAAGGUUCAAGAAGGUGAUGCCUGGACUAAAGUUGAUACUUUUGAUCAAAAGUAUUACCACUGGCCAAAACUCAAUAUUUGGAAGUUUAAUGGUGAUGAAGGUAUUACUGCUAGAUUCUGGAAAUUUGAAAGAAUUUGUGGUGACUUUUCAUUUGGUAUGCUUCAAUUCUUUGCUGUUGCUCCAUUUGUUCCAUAUAAUACUACAAAGGGUUUACUCCUCUCUAGAGAUCAACAAGAAGCAAUUCACAUGACUCCAUACAGAGGUAGUGAAAUCAAUUGUUUAGUUCCAAAUGAUAUGAUGAUUGGAAGAGAAGAUGAUGAAACCAAAACACCUAAACAAGCAACCAAAUUUAAUACCUAUGAUAGAGCUGAAAAUAAUCAAAAAGGUAUUUUGGAUGAUUCUGCUGAAUAUGGUAUCUGUUCACCAUUUGGUACUUUGAUUUUAAGUUAUACUAAUAUUCACUUCUUCAAAUAUAUUGAAUAUUAUACUCAUGCAUUGUACAAUGAAAAAACCCAAACCAAUUUCUGCUCAGAUAUUAGAGUGUAUUACAGAAUUAGAGAAACUGAACCUUGGAUUAGUUUCGAUAAGACUAUUGAAGAAUCCAAACCAUAUCCAUAUUUGAAUAGAUUUGAAAUUGAUGAAAGUUCAACUGGCUUCAAGGCUAGAUACUGGAAAUUCGAAACUUCUAAUCUCUUAUUAUUGGGUACUUUUAGAGUUUAUGGAUUUGGUGAAUUUGUUCCUGCUGAAACAAGAACUGGAGCUCUUCUUCCAGUUAAUGGUGAUAUCAAAAAGUACAAAUUACAAGAAAAGUUGAAAAAUAUUGAAGCUCACAACAAGUUGAUUGAAUUGCAUGAACAAACUAAAUAUUGUAAAGUUUGUUUAGAAGAUUUAGAAGAAAAUGUUGAUUCACUCAUGGAUUGUAAGACUUGCGGUGUUGGUUUGUGUGAACGUGACGCCAAAGUUCACAAGAAGAAGAAUCCAACUCACGAAAUUUCUGAAAGAGUUGCUUUACAACCACUUGCUGAUGAACCAGAAGAGGAAGAAACUCACCAUGGCUGUGCUUCUCAUAAUGCCAAGCCAACCAAUAUCAAAGACUUACAAGGUUUGGAGAAGUAUUAUUCCAAAGUUAUUCAAGAAAAAUUCACCCCUGUCACUGAAGGAAUGGGACCACUUAAGCAACUCGUAAAUGAUCGUUCUCUCUUGGUCGAUCCUGUUGCUGUUGGUUCAAGUUCAAUCUCCAUUGUCUUGCCAGAUUGUGCUACCUCUAAAAACUUAAGUGAAAGAAGCUCCUAUACAUCUAUUGCCAUUGUCGGUUCUAGAAAAGAAAUAAUUUUGGAAUUGAUCAAUCUCCGUUUCACAAACAAAUUGAACUCACCAAUUUCAAUUACCUCCAUGAAACUUGAAUAUUUGGAUCAUGAUGGAACAACUUGGAAAGCAUUUGGUGGUGUUGAAGCUGCCUAUUGGGAAGCUGCAACUGUUGCCACUGCUACCUCUACAAACUUUGGUAGAGAUGUUGAAUUUGUAGUUAGAAAGAGUGAAACCCAAGGUCAAUAUGUUUGGGGUAAAACUAUCAAUCUCAGUUCAGGAUCAACAAGCAAGGAGUAUCUCAUCAAGGCUGCUGUUGAUUAUCAAGGAAUUUGUCCAAAGUCUUAUAGAGCCCUUCAUAUGACACCAUAUGAUUUACCAUAUCCAUGCACUUUUAGAUUCAGCUUUACUGACUCACUUAAUCAAUCCAAAUCAAUGGAAAUUGUUUACAUGACUCCAGAAUUGAGUGGAAUUGUUACUCCUCAAGAAUUUAAAACCAAAUCAUACUUGAGAGAUAAUGACUUCUUUGAUGAAUGUAGUGAUAUUAUUAAUAGAGAGCAAUCAUUUGUUGGAGUUAAAUUAGAUUCUGGCAAUGAAGGAAUUGUUCUCUUCAACAGUGGAAUCAAAGAAGGUGAAGCUAAAAAGACAUAUGAUUUGGGUCAAUUGAGAUUUAGAUUUGAACACUCCAAUAUGGAAGAAACUCUCUUGUGGGAAGGUAACGGAGACUAUUGUAAAGCCAAAUUCUACUUGUUGUGUGAUCCAGAAUUGUACUAUAGAGGAUAUUGUAUUAAGGUUGUUGCUCAUACCUUGACUGCUAGUAAUUCCAUUGUUAGAUAUUAUCCACUCUAUGAAUUUAUCCAACAAUGCAAACCUUUAUCCAUUAAUUAAUAAAUUCCUUUCUCUCCU
Naegleria gruberi is the source of this 5889-nucleotide messenger RNA. Its product is annotated as coagulation factor 5/8 type, C-terminal domain-containing protein. Lineage: Eukaryota; Heterolobosea; Eutetramitea; Acrasida; Naegleriidae. The transcript has a single exon. The record is from RefSeq and is a predicted model, not a curated record. Bases 1 to 5871 code for a protein of 1956 amino acids.